Messenger RNA from Lepus europaeus (European hare), 1443 nucleotides. RefSeq names its product potassium channel tetramerization domain containing 8 (gene KCTD8). The transcript is spliced from 2 exons. Gene Ontology annotation, molecular function: protein binding. The record is from RefSeq and is a predicted model, not a curated record. Bases 1 to 1419 code for a protein of 472 amino acids. NCBI's taxonomy places the organism in Eukaryota, Metazoa, Chordata, Mammalia, Lagomorpha, Leporidae. Gene Ontology annotation, biological process: protein homooligomerization; regulation of G protein-coupled receptor signaling pathway.
AUGGCUCUGAAGGACACGGGCAGCGGCGGCAGCACCAUCCUGCCCAUUAGCGAGAUGGUCUCCUCAUCCAGCUCGCCUGGCGCUCCGGCGGCCGCCGCUGCCCCGGGGCCCUGCGCGCCCUCGCCCUUCCCCGAGGUGGUGGAGCUGAACGUGGGGGGCCAGGUCUAUGUGACCAAGCACUCGACGCUGCUCAGCGUCCCGGACAGCAUUCUGGCCAGCAUGUUCUCGCCCUCGAGUCCCCGGGGCGGCGCCCGGCGCCGGGGCGAGCUGCCCAGGGACAGCCGCGCGCGCUUCUUCAUCGACCGAGACGGCUUCCUCUUCAGGUACGUGCUGGACUACCUGCGGGACAAGCAGCUGGCGCUGCCCGAGCACUUCCCCGAGAAAGAGCGGCUCCUGCGCGAGGCCGAGUACUUCCAGCUCACCGACCUGGUCAAGCUGCUGUCGCCCAAGGUCACCAAGCAGAACUCGCUCAACGACGAAGGCUGCCAGAGCGACCUAGAGGACAACGUUUCGCAGGGCAGCACCGACGCGCUGCUGCUCCGUGGGGCGGCGGCCGCCGCGCCCUCGGGCCCCGGAGCGCACGGCGGCGGCGGCGGCGCGCUGGACAAGCGCUCCGGCUUCCUCACGCUGGGCUACCGCGGCUCCUACACUACGGUGCGCGACAACCAGGCGGACGCCAAGUUCCGGCGAGUGGCGCGCAUCAUGGUGUGCGGGCGCAUCGCGCUGGCCAAGGAGGUCUUCGGGGACACGCUCAACGAGAGCCGCGACCCGGAUCGGCAGCCCGAGAAGUACACGUCCCGCUUCUACCUCAAGUUCACCUACCUGGAGCAGGCGUUCGACCGCCUGUCGGAGGCCGGCUUCCACAUGGUGGCGUGUAACUCGUCGGGCACGGCCGCCUUCGUCAACCAGUACCGCGACGACAAGAUCUGGAGCAGCUACACCGAGUACAUCUUCUUCCGACCCCCUCAGAAAAUAGUGUCACCCAAACAAGACCAUGAAGAUAGGAAAAAUGACAAAGUCACAGAUAAAGGAAGUGAAAGUGGGACUUCCUGUAAUGAGCUUUCCACUUCCAGCUGCGACAGCCACUCUGAAGCCAGCACUCCCCAGGACAACCCGCCCAAUGCCCAGCAGGCAGCAGCUCACCAACCUAACACUUUAACAUUGGAUCGCCCCUCCAAGAAAGCACCUGUGCAGUGGAUGCCCCCACCGGACAAACGCAGAAACAGUGAACUCUUUCAGACACUCAUCAGCAAGUCCCGAGAAACAAAUCUGUCCAAAAAGAAAGUCUGUGAGAAGCUAACUGUGGAAGAAGAAAUGAAAAAGUGCAUUCAGGAUUUUAAAAAGAUCCACAUUCCAGAUUAUUUUCCAGAACGCAAACGCCAAUGGCAGUCUGAACUGUUGCAGAAGUACGGGUUAUAGUAAUGAUCAUAUUCCUACAGUAUU